AUGGAGUACGCUCAGGUGAUCAUUGUUGGCGGUGGCAUUGCAGGUCUAGCAGCUGCAAAAACUUUAGGACACAAUGUAAAAUAUGUACUGUUAGAAGCACAGAAUUAUCUUGGUGGUCGUAUUUUUACGGUAGAUGCAGCACCUCAGCUCACAGUCGAUUUGGGUGCUCAAUAUGUGCAUGGCGAUAAGAAAAAUUCUGUCUAUGAGAUUUGCAAUGAAUUAGGCAUUAUUCUAUCUGACGAUGAAGAUUCCGAUGAUGAGACCACGGUUGCUACAUCGGACGGCAAGAGUGUAAAAUCUGACCUAAUGGACAAGGCAACUGACUUAUGGGAGCGAGCACGAGAAAAAGCAGAAGAAAAAUAUGAUGAUCGAGCAACGCCGUCGCCUGUGUCAUUUGCUGAUUUUGUACCGGGAGACUUUCAAAAACGAUUGUCAUCUUCUUCAUCGAUUUCCAAAGAUUUAAUUCAGCCUCUAACUGAUUAUUUUAUGAAGCUAGAAAUGACUGAAACUAGUUGUAAUACAUUAUCGGAUUUAAAUUUAAUAGAAUACGUUGCCUACGAGGAUCUCGAAGGUGAAUAUGAAAAUGAUUUAAAAAAUGGUGGAUAUCGGCCAUUUAUAAAUUAUUUUAAAUCGUUCAUUCCAAAUGAUAAUCGUGUUCGUGUGAAUUGUGAAGUCAUACGCGUGAAAUUUAUCGAAGACGAUCGAAAAUUAUUGAUCGAAGUGAAUCAUCUAAAUGAACAACGUACGAAAACCAUGAUAUGUGAUCAUAUUAUUUGGACGACUUCAUUAGGUCACUUGAAAGCAAACUUUCAUUCGAUAUUUGCAGAUGAACCGAGAUUAAUUCAACAGAAACAACAGGCAAUUUCUAACCUAGGCUUCGGUACAGUAAACAAGGUGAUGUUGAUAUACAAAAAGAAAUUUUGGCAUCGAAAAGCCAGCAGUAUUGUAUUAUUGCAUAUGGAUAAAGAUCGAUCAUUUGAAAUAUCGGAUGCGUUAAGACAAAAACUUCAAGUUGAACGAGUCGAUUCGCAAAUAGUGCAAGAUAUUGCUAACAUGCUAUUUCAUUAUGAUGUACUACCAUCAACUGAUAUACCAGUUCUAAUCUGUUGGUUGGUGGGUCCAACUGCAGUCGCGGCUGAAAAUCUGAGCGAACAAUUAAUUGGGCAAAUUUGCCAUGAAGUUCUCUGCCGAUAUUUAAAUAUUCCACAGGAGAAAAAUCAGCCGGUUCAAAUACUCAGGAGUGCGUGGCAUAGUAACAAAUAUAUUGGAGGAUCGUAUUCGUAUGCUUCAAUUGCAUCAACUAAACACGAUCGCCAACAAUUGGCAGCAGCUUAUGCACCCGACGGGGUUCCAAGGGUUCUAUUUGCUGGAGAGGCAACGCAUCAGCAAUACUAUUCAACUGUAAAUGCUGCUAUGGAAACUGGUAUUCAAGCUGCUAAAAGGAUUCUAUCAGCUAUUGACUGA
This is a messenger RNA of Rotaria socialis, 1464 nucleotides long. Lineage: Eukaryota; Metazoa; Rotifera; Eurotatoria; Philodinida; Philodinidae. The record is from the annotation of a GenBank genome assembly.